This is a messenger RNA of Podospora anserina S mat+, 438 nucleotides long. RefSeq lists its product as uncharacterized. The record is from RefSeq and is a predicted model, not a curated record. The transcript is spliced from 3 exons. NCBI's taxonomy places the organism in Eukaryota, Fungi, Ascomycota, Sordariomycetes, Sordariales, Podosporaceae. Bases 1 to 438 code for a protein of 145 amino acids.
AUGUGGACCCAAAAACAAUUCACCCUCCCCUCCCGCUCUCGCGGCUCAUACCUCAUCACCGACACCAUCAUCAAGGAACUUCCCGAGAUCAAAAACUACAAAGUGGGCUUGUUGAACCUGUUUAUCCAGCACACCUCCUGCGCGUUGAGUCUGAAUGAGAAUUGGGACGAGGAUGUCAGGGCGGAUAUGAGUGAUGCGUUGGAUAAGAUUGUGCCGGAGCAAGGGCCGAAGGGGGAGGCGCUUUAUAGGCAUGAUGCUGAGGGGCUGGAUGACAUGCCUGCUCAUGUCAAGAGUGCUUUGAUUGGGGCUAGUGUUACUAUUCCGAUCAAGGAUGGGAAACUGUGCACCGGAACGUGGCAGGGGAUCUGGUAUCUCGAGUUUAGAGCCGCCAAGCAUAGUCGCCGGGUUGUUGCUACGAUACAGGGCGAGAAGGCUUGA